Cylicocyclus nassatus is the source of this 945-nucleotide messenger RNA. The record is from the annotation of a GenBank genome assembly. NCBI's taxonomy places the organism in Eukaryota, Metazoa, Nematoda, Chromadorea, Rhabditida, Strongylidae.
AUGUUCGUGUAUCUCGUCUGCGUCUACUUGAUCUCAUCCCUUCACAUCGCUGCUGGGAAAUUUUUACAAGUGAAUAAAUGGCAUGAAUUUCUGUUGUUAUCGGAUGAGCAAGUUACACUCGAUCUCAGUCUGUUUAUGUCCUGCGAAAGGUUUUCCAUGUUAGUCGCUACAGACAGGCAUGAUUUGAGCAGGCUUAAUCUCACCUUCAAUGAAGAGGAGCUAUAUAAAGUUGAUGUCGAUUCACCCGAAACCUUCGAAGUGCCAUCACCACCUCCCGUAGUGGGAGGAUGUCGAGAGACAAAUAGAAAAUCAUUGCGCAUUACGUUAAUCUCCAGAAUAAAUAAAAUAGAAAUUCGGUUGCAAGAGCAGGUGAUUACACGACCGAAACAUAAUUAUUCUGACACGAUUAGGAUAUUAUUACCACAAAAACAAGCCUGCUGUUUGAUUUUAGGAAAUCUGUCCAACGAACGCGUUACUUCCAAGCCGACAUUUCGACCCAUGAUGGGUGACCAAACGAGCCCAAAGCCAAGCACUUCGGAGAAGUACCAACGGUUAUCGUGGACGGAAGUUGUGAAUCGUGAGUGGUCAACCUCGUUUAUUAUAUGCUCAACUUGCAUAGCCAUCAUGAUGGUUGUUAUGAUAACCUUCGGUAUAUGCACUUUCAUCUACCUGCAGACCCAACCGCGUGGAGGAAAGAAACUCUACACGGCUUAUGAAUAAUCUCGAAUAAGCUCAAAGAAUUUGUUGUAGAUAUUGGUGUCUUUAUGUAACAUAUAUGCUAUUCCCGAAAGGAAAGGUUGUGAUAUAAUCUAUCUCCUCAUUUCCUCAUCAAAGAACUUCGGAACUUCAAUAAACAUCCUGCGGAACUUCUAAUCAAUUUUCUGAGCUGUUUGAAGGACCAUACACAUUCAAGCAACAUAUCUAAUUCAAGGAACUUGGAGACCC